AUGGCCAAUAAAAAAGCAUGGAUCACAUCAGCUCUAUUUGCAACAUGGUUCAAUGAUUCUUUUAUACCAGAAGUUGAAAAAUACAUGGAAGAAAUGGGUAUUCCGUUUAAAGUGUUACUAAUUGUGGAUAAUGCACCCGGUCAUCCCUGUAUAGAACAUCCUAAUGUGCAAAUAGUAUUUUUACCACCAAAUACGACUAGCCUCAUACAACCACUAGAUCAGGGCAUAAUCGCAAAUUUUAAGAAACAUUAUAUCAAAUUGAAAAAGCUAGAGAACGAUAAAUUAAGCCUGACUGAAGUUUGGAAAAAAUUCUCGAUUUUAAACUACAUAAACCAUAUUAAUGCAGCAAUUGGACAAAUCAAACAACACACAUUAAAUUCGUGCUGGAAAGCGAUCUGGCCUGAAUGUGUAAUUCAUCGAAACGUUACCGAAAACGCGUCAACGUUAUUAUCUGAAAUUAGUGCGCUCACACAUAACAUCGGCGGAGAAGGCUUCUAUACUUGCGGCGAAAAUGACCUGGACGAGAUGAAUGAGGAUCAAACUGUCGAUGAUAAUGACAUUAUCAAUAGUUUGAUAGAUUAUGAAAAUGGACAAAAAGAACCGGAAUCCAUUACAGCAGAUAAAAUAUAUGCAGGGAUCCAGAUUUCUAAAAAAUUGGAAACGCAUUUUCUUAAAAUAGAUACCAAUGCGGAAAGACGCUUAAAAUUCCAAAAAGAGCUGAGAUCAUGCAUGUCUCACUAUCGUGACGUUCACAAGCAACUGACCAGUCAACCGUCGUCACAAAAACUGAUCACUGACUUCAUGGUACCAAAAAACAAAUCAAUUGAAAUCCUAUCUUCAAGCGACGAAAGCGAUUUUCAACCAAUUCGUCACAAGAAGAUGCGCGUUUUGGAUUACGACGAGUAG
Messenger RNA from Osmia bicornis bicornis, 906 nucleotides. RefSeq names its product tigger transposable element-derived protein 1-like. Gene Ontology annotation, molecular function: DNA binding. Gene Ontology annotation, cellular component: nucleus. The coding region runs from base 1 to 906 and encodes 301 amino acids. NCBI's taxonomy places the organism in Eukaryota, Metazoa, Arthropoda, Insecta, Hymenoptera, Megachilidae. The record is from RefSeq and is a predicted model, not a curated record. The transcript has a single exon.